Messenger RNA from Phragmites australis (common reed), 2400 nucleotides. RefSeq names its product protein LAZ1-like. Gene Ontology annotation, molecular function: transporter activity. The record is from RefSeq and is a predicted model, not a curated record. The transcript has 9 exons. NCBI's taxonomy places the organism in Eukaryota, Viridiplantae, Streptophyta, Magnoliopsida, Poales, Poaceae. The coding region runs from base 590 to 2026 and encodes 478 amino acids. Gene Ontology annotation, biological process: transport.
ACAGCGACUCCAAAACGAAACCAAAAACGUUGGAAGCAUGCGAGAGAGCCGAAAGAAUAUCAAAAUCGACUCACCGCCCUCGUGUAUGUCGUCACAAAUCGCCGUCUCCAUCUCCCUAACAACUACGAUUCCACCACCUAAUCUGCUCUAAUCAACUUCAACGCCUACUCCUCUCCCAAUCCCGGCCCUCACGCGACCGGUAGGCGGGCAAACAAUCGGUAUUCCUUUUUUUUUUGUUUGUUUAUGCGCUAAUCGAUUGGACUCUCCGGUUGCGGAGUCUUGCUCUAGCUAACCUUGCAAUCCCAACCCUCACGCGACCGGUAGGCGGGCAAAGCACUGGCUCGCUCCCGGCUCAGAACCGAUCCUCUAGGUGAAGACCACCGAGUAUUUUUGGUGGAAUGGAAGAACAGAAAGCUACUGCCUUUCGGUGGCUGCCUGUUCCAAAAGGACUCCAGUAUCAGUUGGGGGUUGUGCAUUAUGAUGCUCUAUGAACCAUACUCUGGAACAGAAGAAGGUUGUGCGUGUACUGGCUACCAAAGGGGCAUAAUUUGAAUACAACAAAGAAGUGGGACCGAGAGAAGAGAGGGUGAUGGAGUUGGCGCAGCAAUUACUCGCAGUUCUCACGAGCUACGCGCUGCCUCUUUGGGCUACAAUCAUCGCUGGGAUUUUCGUCGUCAUCUCACUCUCGCUGUCCCUGUUCUUGCUGUUCAAUCAUCUGUCAGCAUACAAAAAUCCAGAGGAGCAGAAGUUUCUUGUUGGCGUCAUUCUCAUGGUGCCGUGCUAUGCAGUCGAGUCGUACAUAUCAUUGGUAAAUCCAUCAAUAAUUGUUGACAUCGAGAUUCUGCGAGAUGGCUAUGAAGCCUUUGCUAUGUACUGCUUUGGGCGGUAUCUAGUUGCUUGCUUAGGUGGGGAAGAUAGGACAAUUGAGUUUCUGAAGAAGGAGGGUGGUUCAGGUUCUGAAGUACCACUUUUAGGCCAAGCAUCUGAACAAAGAUAUGUGAACCAUCCUUUUCCAAUGAAUUACCUGCUGAAACCAUGGCCUCUAGGAGAAUGGUUCUACUUGAUCAUCAAGUUUGGGCUUGUUCAAUAUAUGAUAAUAAAAACAAUAUGUGCUAUUCUUGCUGUGAUUCUUGAAUCCUUUGGAGUGUACUGUGAAGGAGAGUUUAAGUGGAACUGUGGGUACUCUUACACGGCUGUGGUUCUCAAUUUCAGUCAGUCUUGGGCCUUAUACUGUCUCGUUCAGUUUUAUGCUGCCAUAAAGGAUGAGUUGGCCCAUAUAAAGCCUCUUGCAAAGUUUCUGACAUUCAAGUCUAUUGUCUUCUUAACAUGGUGGCAAGGUAUAGCAAUCGCACUGCUCUACAAUUGGGGUUUGUUGAGAGGCCCCAUAGCUCAGGAGUUGCAGUUCAAGUCCAGUAUUCAGGACUUCAUUAUCUGCAUAGAGAUGGGUGUUGCUUCUGUUGUCCACCUGUAUGUCUUCCCUGCAAAGCCAUAUGAGCUAAUGGGUGAUCGUUUCACCGGAGGGGUUGCAGUUCUUGGAGACUAUGCUUCAGUUGACUGCCCUCUAGAUCCAGAUGAAGUUAAGGAUAGUGAGCGCCCAACCAAGUUUAGGCUUCCCCAGCCAGAUGAUCAUGCCAGGUGUUCCACUGCCAUAAAAGAAAGUGUUCGUGAUGUUGUACUUGGGGGCGGUGAAUAUAUUGUGAAUGACUUGAAGUUCACUGUCAACCAUGCGGUGGAACCAAUCAAUGAAAAGCUGCACAUGAUAUCCCAGAACAUAAAAAACCAUGAGAAGGAAAAGAAGAAAACAAAUGAUGAUAGCUGCAUUAAGUCACCACCAUCCUUGAACAGGGUAAUCAGCGGGAUUGAUGACCCGCUCCUGAAUGGGAGCUUGAGUGACAACAGUGGUCCCAAGAAAGCACGAAGGCAUCGCAGGAAAUCAGGGUAUGCAAGCGUAGAGAGUGGAGAGAGCAGUGAUCACGGCUUGGGUGGGUAUGAGAUCCGAGGGCACAGAUGGAUUACCAGGGAGUAACAACAAAUGCUUAAUCAGUAACAAGAAAUUCUUGAAAGUUGGUUGCUGGCUCUUUCUUGGCUAGCAAUACACGGUAAAUCAUACGAACCAAGGGGGCGGCGAAUCUCAAGUGGGUUCAGAUGUAAGAUUGCAUGAUUCUGCAGUGCAGAAAAUUGAGCCAGGAAUCUGAUUUUGUAGAUUCUUUGAGCUGACAAUUUCAGCUGCUGAGGUGUUGAUCUUGUAUUUUAUAUGACAGGCUUACAGCAAGCGCUGAAAGCAUUGUGCCUGUACAUCUUGUUGUCUCAUGGAGCAUAGCUAGUUGACACUGCAUCACUUCACUUGUAAAAAGUACAGACUAGGCCCAUCUAUAAAAGAAUAGAAUAGAUGUUUUCUAA